AUGGAAAACCAAUCCAGCAUCUCUGAAUUUUUCCUCCGGGGAAUAUCCAAGUCGCCAGAGCAGCAGCAGUUCCUCUUUGGAAUUUUCCUGUGUAUGUACCUCGUCACCUUGACUGGGAAUGUGCUCAUCAUCCUGGCCAUUGCCUCUGACCCACACCUCCACACUCCCAUGUACUUUUUUUUGGCCAACCUGUCUUUUGUUGACAUGGGUUUAACAUCCUCUACCAUUACCAAGAUGCUGGUGAAUGUACAGACGCGACAUCGCACCAUCUCCUAUGCUGGUUGCCUCUCACAAAUGUAUUUCUUUUUGAUGUUUGGUGAUCUGGACAGCUUCUUCCUGGCUGCCAUGGCGUAUGACCGCUACGUGGCCAUCUGUCGCCCUCUGUACUACUCCACAGUCAUGAGCCCCCGCGUCUGUGCCCUGCUGCUCGCCGUGUGCUGGGUCCUUACCAACGCGGUUGCCCUGACUCACACCCUCCUCAUGGCCCGGCUGUCCUUAUGUGUCGCUGGGGAAAUCGCUCACUUUUUCUGUGACAUCCUUCCUGUUCUGAAGCUGUCCUGUUCUGACACCCACAUUAACGAGUUUAUGGUUUUUGCCUUAGGAGGCACAGUGCUCAUCGUCCCCUUUCUGUGCAUUGUCAUCUCCUAUGUCCACAUCAUUUCUGCUCUCCUGAGGGUCCGAGCCCCGGGUGGGAGGGGCAAGGCCUUCUCCACCUGCAGUUCCCAUCUCUGUGUUGUGUGUAUGUUCUAUGGGACCCUCUUUAGUGCCUACCUGUGUCCCCCCUCUGUUGCCUCUGAAGAGAAGGACAUUGCAGCAGCUGCGAUGUACACCUUAGUGACUCCCAUGUUGAACACCUUCAUCUACAGCCUAAGGAACAAGGACAUGCAGGGGGGCCUAAAGAGGCUCCUCAGUCGCAGGAGAAUUUUUUCCUCUUAGAUACGGUGAUAGCAACAUUUAAUGA
Lemur catta (Ring-tailed lemur) is the source of this 961-nucleotide messenger RNA. RefSeq names its product olfactory receptor 1N1. Gene Ontology annotation, cellular component: membrane. The record is from RefSeq and is a predicted model, not a curated record. Lineage: Eukaryota; Metazoa; Chordata; Mammalia; Primates; Lemuridae. The transcript has a single exon. Bases 1 to 936 code for a protein of 311 amino acids. Gene Ontology annotation, molecular function: G protein-coupled receptor activity; olfactory receptor activity. Gene Ontology annotation, biological process: G protein-coupled receptor signaling pathway.